This is a messenger RNA of Danio aesculapii, 1537 nucleotides long. Its product is annotated as ceramide-1-phosphate transfer protein. Gene Ontology annotation, cellular component: membrane; cytosol; cytoplasm. The transcript is spliced from 2 exons. NCBI's taxonomy places the organism in Eukaryota, Metazoa, Chordata, Actinopteri, Cypriniformes, Danionidae. Gene Ontology annotation, biological process: ceramide transport; intermembrane lipid transfer. Bases 155 to 790 code for a protein of 211 amino acids. The record is from RefSeq and is a predicted model, not a curated record. Gene Ontology annotation, molecular function: ceramide 1-phosphate transfer activity; ceramide 1-phosphate binding.
GAUGGUCGGAAGGAAAGCAAAGCGUCAGUGACAUGAUCCCGGUGAAGAGCACAUAAGAUACUUUUACACUUAUUAAUAUUUAAGGACGCUUAUUCCUUUCUAAAUCUGAAGGAUUUAUUUACUAUUUCCUAGCAGUCGAUAAAGAGAGAACAGAAUGGCAGACGCAUUCAGUCUUCAGAGGGUGUUAGAAACAUUUAGAUCAAGCUUGAGUGAAAAUAAGGAGGUUUACAUUAAAUAUUAUAUAGCAGGAUGGCAAGAACUCGUCAGCUUCAUGAACAGCCUGGGCAACGUCUUUUCCUUCAUCUCCAAGGACGUGGUCAGCAAAAUCCAAAUCUUGGAGAACUUCCUUUCAGGAGAGAAUGGUUCCCAUUACGCCACCAUCCAGUCCAUGGUCAAAUAUGAGCUGGAGAACGACCUGGUGGAUCUCACCAAGAGAGGCAGCUAUCCAGAAUCGGGUUGUCGAACACUCCUGAGGCUCCACCGGGCUCUUCGCUGGCUGGAGCUCUUCCUGGAGAGACUGCGCACCAGCACCGAGGACAGCAAAACCUCCGUCAUGUGUUCUGACGCCUAUAAUGAGUCUCUGGCCAACCAUCACCCCUGGCUCAUCCGGAAAGCUGUUGGCGUGGCGUUUUGUGCCCUUCCGGGACGUGAAACUUUCUUUAAUGUGAUGAAUGCAGGCGAUCAUACGCAGGUGGUUGCUCUUUUAGGAGAGUCUUUGCCACUUAUAGCUGAAGUCUAUCAGAUUACAGAAGACUUGUAUGCCAAGAACAACCUCCUGGAGUUACCAUAGAUGUAUUUUUAUGUCUUCUACAUAAUCCCUGUGGCACUUACUCACUUAUUCACCACAAUUGUAGACUUAUUUUCUGAAGGGACAUGCAAUAUGCAGGUUUAUUGCACAUUUUAAAGGGAUAGUUCACCCAAAAAUGAAUAUUUACUCACUGUUUACACUUCCUCAAGUGGUUCUGAACCUUUUAUGUAUUUGUUGCUUCUGUAGAACAUUAAAGAUGUUUUGAAGACCCAUUGUAGGAGAAUCAAACACAUUGAAAAUAUCUUCUUUAGUGUUUAACGGUAGAAAGAAACUCUUAAAGGUUCAAAACCACUUGAUUAAAUAGUGAGUAAAUGUUCAGUUUUGGGUGAACUGGCCCUUUAAGCAAGGUUCAGGUCAUUUAACUUAUCAGCUACUCUACACUACAUUCUGUUUACUGAUAUUUUUGAAAUAUACUGGCUGUAUUUUAAUAUACUUGAGCGUAUGGAACAAAAUCAAUCUAUUGUUUUGGUUUGAAGGAUGAUAGAUAUAUAUCUAAUUUUGAAAUGAUGUAUAAUUUAAUAUAUAGGUCAUUUCUUCGUUCCUCUUGAUGUUGAUCAUUUUAUUGCAAGGGCUUUUUUUUAAUUACUUGAAUUUAUGUUGAAUGUGUGUGUGUGUGUGUUACAUCUACAGCUUUGCUGAAACUACAAAGAGGGAAAUUUGGCUGUAUAUGUAAAUAUAGACUAUGUAAUGUUAUGGAAACUAUGAAAUAACUGAAUAAAAUAAAAUAAA